AUGGCUGAAUCUACUUCAUCAAACGCCCUGACUAAGAAGCGCAAGGAUAUGGAACUAAUGGCUCCUCCACCGCCGGUCAAGAAGAUCAAGAGACCAAAAAAAGUACUCGAUGAAGACGAAUACACCGAGGCUCUCUCACAAAUUAUAGCCAGAGACUUCUAUCCCGGCUUGUAUGAGUCGGAAAUACAGCAAGACUACUUGGACGCUCUCGACUCAAAGGAUCCAGCCUGGAUAUCAAGCGCAGGUCAAAGGCUACGCCACGCCGAUGCACUGAAGAAGGAGAGGGGUGAUUCCAGGCCACGCCGACAUGUAGACGCUGGCAAAACACCAAUGACAGAUGUGGGUGAUACGCCAAUGUCUGUUGCGACACAGGCCGUCGAGGAACGACGCCCAGCGGUGGGAGCGCACAUGAGUCUCACAAAGUUUCAAGCAACAUACACCAGCGAAGACAAUGAAAGCUUUUACAAACUCAUUGACAAACAAAAUCAGAAAAGGGCUGGCAAGUAUGCUUGGCUGUGGGGCGGCAACAAGAUGCCAUCCAAGCAAAUGAUUGCACAGAAAGCAGUCAUAGAGCGUUUAGCGCAAGACGGGAAACUCAUCGACGAUGGCUUCAUCAAACGCGACAGGCUAGCGAUCAAAGAUGGCGAUGAUCGGCCGGCGCGACCGGAUAGCUGGAAAUCAGAACCCCAAAACGACCUGAUGUUUGGGCCAAAGGAUCUUGCGGAUGGCGUCAAGACCAGGGCACAGGCUGCUGAAGAAGCAUCCAGAUCGGGGCCAAAAACAGUUGUCUAUGCGAAUACCAGAGUUCCGCAGCCUCACAUCCCACAGCGUCCGCCCUCACCCACAAUGUCCUCCAUAAGGGACGCCAUUGCUGGAAGGCCUCGUGUGAAAGACUCAGUCUCCAGCAUGGCCGGUGGUGGCGAAACACCGCGAGUCAAUGGCUAUGCUUUCGUGGACGACGAAGAUGACUACGACUCUCCCACUAAAGAGGAAGCCAUCAUUGAUCUGGGUCCCGGCGAUUCAAAUAACCCCUUCAAAAUACAGGAACGGGGGAAGAAGGAUGUUUUGCAUGAAAGGAUGGUGGAUCGGAUAGCCAAAUCCAAACGAGAGUCUUCCCGCAAUGGCUUCACCGGCCGCUCUGAGCACUUGGCAGUUCCCAAGUUUCCGAGCAGCCCGCGAGUAUCAGGGGAACUGACACCGGCAGCUAAGCGUCUUUGGAGCAAAAUGGGGACCCCAAAAGGAAGCACGCCAGGAAACUCGUUUGGUCAGUCGUGGCAGGAAACGCCACUACGGCGAGGCUCCUCAUUACGCAAGGCCAGCAAGCCUAACAGCAGCAAGCUCACAUAG
Messenger RNA from Cordyceps fumosorosea ARSEF 2679, 1347 nucleotides. Its product is annotated as Nuclear protein DGCR14. The record is from RefSeq and is a predicted model, not a curated record. Gene Ontology annotation, cellular component: catalytic step 2 spliceosome. The transcript has a single exon. NCBI's taxonomy places the organism in Eukaryota, Fungi, Ascomycota, Sordariomycetes, Hypocreales, Cordycipitaceae. Bases 1 to 1347 code for a protein of 448 amino acids.